AUGCCAUCCAGAAUGGAAUCACAAUCAUACGAAAAGCUGCCUUCAUCACGACAAAGCAAAAUGAAGAUUGACGCUCUGCUCAACCCGGGCGAUGAGGAUUCAGACUCCCCACGGCCAAAGCACGUCUCAAUCCCCCACCGUCACAGCUACCAUCAGCCAUCACCAAGUUUCCCCCCAAGUCCCAACUACUGGUAUAACCAAGGCUAUCAUGAGAGCCCGGACCCUUCGUCCGCCAAACACAAUUAUCCCGGCCACUUCCCUCAACAGGCCCAAGUCUUUGUUAGCUACCACCAUAACAACCAACCCCGAGGCAGCACCAGCACAAACCACAGCUCGCUCUCCGCUCCCUCUUCACCAGACCCUUACCACUCUCGUGAACGUUACUCCAGCGUCUCUAGCAGCUCCUCGACAAACGGCGACCGUCGCCGUCCUCCUCGCCCCAAGUACGAGGAAGAGGAGAUGUACUUCAUCUGGUAUCACCGGGUCGACCUGUGUCAGGAAUGGAAAGAGGUCCGCGAGGCUUUCAACCGCCAGUUCCCAGACCGCCAGAGACGUGGCUUCCAGGGUAUCCAGUGCAAGUUCUACCGCUUUAUUAAGGAGAAGAAGUGUCCGACUUUGCGAGAGCAGAGGCGCAUGCGUGACGGCGAGUUCCUUCGAGAAGGGGCAUCUGCUGCGCUCGUUGGCGAGGGAGGCGGAGCACCCAAGUUUGGCGUCCGAGAAUACACCAACGUUUGGUAUCCUUGGAUGAGGAAAGGAGAUGCAGACGCUGUGAUGCAGCGCAUGUGA
Penicillium salamii is the source of this 786-nucleotide messenger RNA. The record is from the annotation of a GenBank genome assembly. NCBI's taxonomy places the organism in Eukaryota, Fungi, Ascomycota, Eurotiomycetes, Eurotiales, Aspergillaceae.